Dromaius novaehollandiae (emu) is the source of this 5248-nucleotide messenger RNA. RefSeq names its product cordon-bleu WH2 repeat protein like 1 (gene COBLL1). The record is from RefSeq and is a predicted model, not a curated record. Bases 311 to 3796 code for a protein of 1161 amino acids. The transcript has 14 exons. NCBI's taxonomy places the organism in Eukaryota, Metazoa, Chordata, Aves, Casuariiformes, Dromaiidae. Gene Ontology annotation, molecular function: actin monomer binding.
CGCCCCCAAGGUGUGGUCCGGCGAGCGGCCGCCCCGGCGCGGAGCCCAGCGGAGCCGUGUGCGUGGCCGCCGCCCGGGAGGGGAGGGGAGGAGAGGGGAGGGCGCCCAUGGCCGCGCGGUGAGCGGCGGGGCAUGUCUGGGCUCGGGGGCACGGCGGCGCCGCGGGCGGCAGAGCGGCGGCCCCUUCCUCAGCCCUCCGCGCGCAGGUGAGGCGGAGAGCCCAGGCGGAGAGCCCAGCGCUGCGCCGGCGGGUCCCCAGCGGCCGCCCCCCCGCACACCGCUCUCCAGCCGCGCCGAGCCGGCCCCGCGCAUGGAGGGCGAGGCUGGGCAGGCGGCGGCUGCCCCGCCGCCCGCAGGAAGAAAAGCUAAAGCACCUCUUCCUCCAUCUGAAACAAAAAACGUUGAUGUUUCUCCUUUUGAUGACACAGAAUCAGUCAACUUCACCAUGGAACAGAAAGAGAAUGUAAUUGAUAAAGACAUUGAACUAUCAGUGGUCCUGCCAGGAGAUGUGAUCAAAUAUACUACAGUUAAUGGCAGGAAACCCAUGAUGGACUUGCUGAUCUUUCUCUGUGCACAGUAUCGUUUAAAUCCAUCAGGUUAUACUAUAGAGUUAAUGUCAGCAGAAAAUAUCCAGAUUAAAUUCAAACCCAACACACCAAUUGGCAUGCUUGAAGUGGAAAAGGUGAUUGUAAAGCCUAAACAAAUGGAUAAGAAGAAACCUGCUCCAGUGAUACCAGAGCAAACAGUAAGAAUAGUCAUAAACUACAAGAAGACACAGAAGACAGUAGUAAGAGUUAGUCCACAUGCCCCCCUUCAGGAACUCAUACCAGUUAUCUGUAGUAAAUGUGAGUUUGAUCCUUCGCACACUAUAUUGUUGAAGAAUUACCAGUCUCAAGAACCCCUGGAUGUGACAAAAUCUCUUAAUGACUUUGGACUGAGAGAAUUAUAUGCCAUGGAUAUCAGUCGAGCCACAUCACCAGCUGAUUUAAAUUUACCAUCUUUACAAGACUCCUACCAAGUGUCUGAAAACUUAGAUGCUUUGAAGGAGAAAGAAAACAAAGGAUUUUUCAGCUUUUUUCAACGAAGUAAGAAGAAACGAGAACAAGCUGCCAGUGCCCCAGCAACUCCACUGAUGAGCAAGCCAAGGCCAACUUUUAUCACGAGAGGCAACAGUGUUAGCAAGCAGUAUGAUUCAAGCACUUUGCCAUCUGAAAUGCCAAAGAAACGGCGAGCUCCUCUACCACCUAUGCCAACUUCUCAGAGCGCCCCCCAGGAACUUGCCCAGGUCAAAACGGCCUCUGAUAUUGUGAAAUCUAACAGUCUUGAUAAGAACGAGCAGGCCCCUCCAGGACUAGGAGUAGUAGGAAAGGGCUCCCUGCCGCUCAGUGACACAGCUUCUGUGAACUCCUCUUUACGAAGGAUGAAGCGCAAAGCACCCUCACCACCUUCUAAAAUGCCAGAAGAUCGAAGUGAAAGCAUUAAUGAGACUGUAACAGCGUCAACAGAAUUAACCGCUGCUGAGGAUACUGUGGAACAAAAAGCAACCGAAAUACAGUCCGAAACAGCUGGAAGGAGCUCUGAAUACAGCCUGGAAGAAAUUGAUGAAAACGAAGAGAUGAGUGUGCAACAGAGAGAGGAAACAGAAAGUACAAAACCCUCUCUCGGGACGGGAAUGGUUACUGCAGCCCCUGGCUCUGCGGAGGUACCACUGGAAACUGAGAAAAAUGAUCCUGCUUCACCAGCUCCAGUUCCUGGCUGUGUUUCUUUAGGCAACUCACAAAGCCUCAAGGAAGAAAAACAAGAAAAUAUUAGCACAGAUGGCAAAGAACUACAGACUAAGAUAAGCAGUGAGCAAGUUGCAUUUGAAAAAGACAGGAAGCUCAGAACUGUGGAUCAAAAUAAAAAUGAUGAUCACAAUGAUACAAAACUCCUCGCAACAACAGAAGAAGGAAAAGAACUUCAGACAACAGAAAUUACUGCAGCAGAUUUUAGAGAAAAUAGCAAGCUUGAAGUUGACAGACUAUCAAACUGCCAGGCAUGUAAAAAUGACUUCUCUGCAAGUCAUAGGAAUUAUCCUCAAGCGAUUCCAGGAAUGCAGGAUCAGAAGUCAAAUCAAAACAGCCUGGACACAGUAAAAACUCAGGAUGUUGCAAUUCAGACAGGUCCAUCAGAGAGCAAUUUGGGAAGACAUACACUAAAGGAAAUGAUUGUUCCUCAAGACUGUGAGUCAUUCAGAGGACUGGCCCAUCAACACAAUACAGAUACAAACAACCCCCUACUCCAGUUGAAUUAUGGAGUACAAGAGGAUGAAGAAAUUUCAACAGAAUUAAACCUCCAGAGGAAAGAAUUUUCCCAUGAAAAAGUAAAUCCCAUAAAAGAUCAAAGUCACAGCUCUACAAAUGGCGAUAAUGUUGCUUCACCAGAAACGACUGCAAAAAUUGCAGAUGGCUGUCCUUUAAAAGGUUAUCCUCUUUAUAGACAGGACACCAAACCUAAACCUAAGCCCUCUAAUGAAAUUACAAGAGAUUACAUACCAAAAAUUGGAAUGACUACUUAUAAAAUAGUGCCUCCAAAAUCCUUAGAAAUGAUGAAGAGCUUGGAAUCAGAAAUUCCAUCAGAUUAUAAGGAUCAACAGGUAUCUGCUCUGGAAGACUCUCUGAAGCAUGAAGACUCCAAAGAAUUCAUAAUGCAAACUGAAAAUACUCAUUUUCCAAAAAGUAUAGAUCAUUUUCAGUUUGAUUCACAAAAUGAACCUGUAGCAGCAAAUGAUCCACUGCACAGGGUGAACAGCAUUUCUGAGCACGCUGUGACUUCUCAAGUUGAGAUUACUCCUGAGAGCAAUCAAGCAGAAACAGAAUUUUCCAAACAGCGUAUCCCACCGAUGCUAAGCUUGGAUAAUACAAAUGCCUCUUCUGAGACUCAAGACAAAUCAACUGCAUUAAGUCCUGCAACAAAACCUAGUUCUUUUUUUCUGCAAAUGCAGAGAAGAGCUUCAGCUCAUUAUGUGACAUCUGCAAUUGCCAGAAGUACAGUUUCUGUUCCCAGUUCUACUCAAAAUGAAGCUAAGAAUACAGACAUAGAAAAAAAAGAUUUUUCACCAGAUCAAACUACUCUUCCUCUACAUAAAGCAAGUAGUUUCUCCCCUCCAGCAGACAAAAAAAAAGAUGAUUAUGAAAAAAAAAUUGAAUCCUCCACCUGUCCUGUUAAAAGCAAACCUUUGAGUUUUCCCUCCUGUCAACCGGCACCGUUGAACUUAAAAACUCUAAGAACUUUUGCAGUUCCAAAGCCAUAUUCCAGUUCGAGACCAUCCCCUUUUGCUCUUGCUGUCUCAUCAGCAGUCAAAAGGUCACAAUCAUUCAAUAAAACGCGUGCAAUCACUAGCCAGGCAGCAAGAGAGGAAUUUCCUGUUGAACUGUCCUCUGCAACUUCUGCAGCUGAAUUCUCCUCAGCUACCUCCAUGCCUCAAGUGAAAAACCCUUCCUUACAGAGCAUAACGGGAGGGUCACAAACUAGUCUAACAGAGGAGAAAAGCAGCUGUGUGAAUAGUGAGCAGUCGAGCCAGGUGCAGUCAGGUGCUUCAGCUGACCACCCACCCUCUGUCACCAAGAGACAAAGUGCGAUGAUGUUCCAGCGCUCUGACCCAGAACAGAUCCACCAGAGCUUGCUGGCUGCAAUUCGUUCUGGAGAAGCUGCUGCCAAAUUGAAAAGGGUUGGUCCUCCAUCAAACACUAUAUCUGUCAAUGGAAGAGCCAGGCUUACUCAUUUGUAUUCUACAGAAACAAAAGCUAAUCACUAGAUAUUAUACCAAAUAUUUUGCACUUUACUACUGCUUCAUAGGCCAACUCAAUACUAACUACAAAUUAUUGAAACUGUAAAUGCAAGUAGAUGUUAAUAUAUUUUUGUCAAUUGGUAUAGGAAUUUCAUGCUGGGUCCUUUGCCCAGGAAAGAUUAUUAGAUUAUAUAAAUUAUGGUAAUAUUUUGCCUUUUUCUCUUUAUAAAGCUGACAAUGCUGCUAAAAAGGUUUAAGAGAAGGUGCAAAUGAGCUUCACUUGUGUUGGAAUGAGAAUAAAAAAUUGUUAAUUUCAGCCUUCAAGACUGAACAAUAUGUAGCAGUAUGCUGAAAAUACAGAUUUCUUUAAGAAUUUUAGAUCAGUAAUUUUGUAAUUGUGUAAUACUUCAACAGAUUGUAUGAAUUUAAAUCUACCAAAUGUUGCCUCCAUGUUAUUUUGUUAAAUUAAAUUUGUAAUUAGUAGAAAAUCCUAAUUAUAUUCAAUAUUUUUGCUUCUCUUAAAAAAUGGAUAUUUGUUUUUGUUCCUUCAGCUGAAGUAGUUGGGAUAAGUAUUUUGAUUUUUAAUCUUUAUGUUUUUCCUGGUAGCACAAAAAAAAUCAGGACAUAAAUUAUUGGAAAAUUUUGUACUACUUAAAAAUGUUUCUUAACAGUAGCACUACAUGACUUUUCUCGUCUGCUCUUUGAGUACCUGUAUAUAGCAUUAACCUAGUAUUCAGAUAAGCAAUAUCUUUCAUGAACUAGAUAUAUUUUAAAAUAGUCAUCAGCUUAUAGUCACUUACUGAUAAAACGCAAAUUCCGGUUUUGAUACUUAAUGAAAUAGAAGAAAAAGUUUUCACUGGAAGUAUGACUAAAGAAUGAACUGCUUUGGACUUUUUGUGUAAAGUAUUUUAAUCUUUAAACAGCACAAUAAGAGAAUUAUAAUGCAUACUUGUAUCUGAGAGCCUCUAUUUAUAAAUUAAGCGUUAGAUACAAUAAUGGGAGCAUACAUAAAAAGAAAAUGCUUUGUGUUAUAUUUUCUGUUUUGCAUUUCUUGUCAAGAUAAUACAUUUUGGGGAGGGGGUGGAAAUGUGAUCACAGUCAUGAUGAAAUAGCUAGAUUGUAGAUACGUGCAGCAAAUGUGGGGGGUUUUGCCAAAUUAAAACAUUUUCUUGUUGGACUUGAUUUAAAUAAAAGUAAUUGUAUUAGUUUUUAUUCCUUAACACUAUAUUUAUUUUGUAUUAUAGAGACAUUCUGUAACUCAGUUUCAGAAACUGAUUUAUAAUUGUGCUUUUCAAAGGGUUAUUAAUGGUUUGCUGCCAUUUUUUGUGCAAUAAUCUGAAAAAGCCUAUAUUACUUUUCUAGCACAGAGUGGAUUAUUGAUUACAAGUAAAACAGUGUUAAUUUAAUGAUGAAACCCUUCCAAGAAUGUCCUAGUAAAUAAAAAUUCAUAAAUACAGCUGAUGAACAUUUGUUCACACA